This is a messenger RNA of Penicillium antarcticum, 381 nucleotides long. RefSeq lists its product as uncharacterized. The transcript has 3 exons. Lineage: Eukaryota; Fungi; Ascomycota; Eurotiomycetes; Eurotiales; Aspergillaceae. Bases 1 to 381 code for a protein of 126 amino acids. The record is from RefSeq and is a predicted model, not a curated record.
AUGUUCGACACCCCGGCAUCCCUCGUCGUAGAGAAACAGCUUCGUGGAGCUCGCGCUGUGCAGCCUGCUUCUGCGCACUUGUCCGCAGAACAGCCCCAGAUCACAAUUAACCGUCGUGAUGUCAGUGGUUUUGACCCUAUCGGUUCCGCCUUUAUCGUUAGCGAGGGUGACACCAGCACCAGCGUUGCUUCAAAAUGUGGCAUCGCGGUCAACUUACUCACUACCUAUAACAAAGGUGUGGACUGCGCUAAAAGCAUCGGAAAGCCCGUGUGCUGCUCCACAGGAGGAAAUCUAGGUUCACCGAGAGAUUUUGGAGGUGUCUGCUACAAGUAUACCAUUCGAGGCGAAGAUACCUGCAAGGGAAUUGCCAAGGCGUUAUGA